Messenger RNA from Effrenium voratum, 598 nucleotides. The record is from the annotation of a GenBank genome assembly. Lineage: Eukaryota; Dinophyceae; Suessiales; Symbiodiniaceae.
UUUGGUUGGCCCUUCCAUUUGCCGGAGCUGUAGCUGCGACGUAAGCUUAUCGCCGCUGGCAAGUUCCGAGCGAGGCGCAUGAAGGCUCUCUGCAAGCCGCUUCGGUGCCUCUCCUUCCUGGGGGGGCGAAAGCCGCCGGAGCAGUACUCGGCGGCAGAAGGGCAGCAUUUGGCCAAGUCUGCCGAUGACGAGGACGACGAGGACGACUUCUUCGGAGAUUCCUGGGGCGAGAGCGCCAAUGGCUCAAGAGACUCGAGCGCAUCUCAGACAAAGGAGGCUGAGGCACAGCGCAGCGGAGUGGACCGGAAUCCGACCAGAGAGACCACCACCAAACGCCCCGGCGGCGUGACGGAGAAGGCGAAGGAGUCCAAGGAGACGCCGAAGGCCUCCGCGAAGAAGCAGGAGGCGGAUUUCUUCAACGAGCUUGGAAUGGAACCGGAAUACAGGGCGCCAAGGACCCUCCCAAAGGCCGCGGGUCCGUCUGUGAACUCCUUGCUGGACGAAGGGGAGGUCACAGCGGCCUGGGGCGACGACGACCUGGACUUGUGAGCUUUCGGGCUACGGCUAAGUGGGGGCCGGGGAAGCGGGGUACGUCACA